Messenger RNA from Oldenlandia corymbosa var. corymbosa, 924 nucleotides. NCBI's taxonomy places the organism in Eukaryota, Viridiplantae, Streptophyta, Magnoliopsida, Gentianales, Rubiaceae. The record is from the annotation of a GenBank genome assembly.
AUGGGCAAUGGUUUUAGGCGUAUCACCAAAAUCAAGGACGACGCAUCGUUGCAAGUGUUGUAUUUCCUCCCAAAUUCGACAUAUAUUGAUUUGUAUGUGGAUUUGGAGGUGGCGGGUACUUCUAGGUCCCAUUUGGAAGUAGGGACAAGUAGUGGUAGGCCGAAUGUGGAGAAUGUCGAUUACAUAGAAGAUGAUGAUGUGGGUGGACCGAUUAUGGAGGAUGGCGAUCACAUGGAAGAUAAUCACGCAGAAGAUGAUGAGGGCUACACAUUGAUAAGUGAUCAAAGCGAUGAAAACCAAUCAAUAUCUGAAGGAAGUCGGGAGAGUGAUGAAGAGAUUGUAAUGUAUCCGGCUGCGGCGGAGCUGAGAUGCGUUUUGCAAGGUGGUCUUGUUGAUUGUCGUCGGAGGAGUCGUUUUGGCGGCGGCGCUUCGCCUGAAAAAUAUGGUCCAAAAUUUGUAGCCAUGGCACAGAAGAAAAAGGUGAACAAAUACGACAGCAACUGGAAAAAGGAAUGGUUUGGAGCAGGAUUGUUCUAUGAAGGUAGCGAAGAAGUUGAAUUCGAUGUGAUCAAAAAAUUGGAAAAAAGAAAAGUUCUAAGCAACGUGGAAAAGGCCGGAUUAUUGUCCAAGGCGGAAGAACUGGGCUUCACACUCUCUUCAAUUGAGAAACUGGGCCUCUUAUCUAAGGCCGAGGAAUUAGGCCUACUCAGUUUACUGGAAAAGGUUGCCGGCUCUUCACCCUCCACCUUGGCCUCGGCGGCGCUGCCAAUACUCGUGGCGGCUAUUGUGGCGAUCGUGGUGAUUCCCGAUGACUCGGUAGGUCUCGUGGCGGUGCAAGCCGUUGUGGGUGGUGCCCUUGCGGUUGGUGCAGCUGGGCUUUUUGUAGGUUCGGUUGUUUUGGACGGGCUACAAGAGGCCGAUUGA